CAGCUUUUAGUGAAAAUUCACCAUUGAAAACCUAAAAACUUGUUAUCACCUUUUAAGUACCUCUGUUCACACUGCAGAAGCUCAGCGGCUCUUAGGCACCUAUAUCUAAAUGACAUAAGUCUUUAUUGAGUCGAUAGAGGUAUCUAAAAGGUGAUAACAAGUUUUUAGGUUUUCAAUGGUGAAUUUUCACUAAAAGCUGUCUAGAUCAUAAAAAAUUCAUAUCUUGCGAAAGCUUUGGCUUAUAAGUCUAAAAGUGUCGCAGUGAGCAGACAACAUCUAUCUUCAACUGUGGUGGAAAUUUCCGACUCCUAGCUGAUCAUGGUCGUGAGCUAUUAAUUAAUUAUUGUUAAUUGUUUUCAUUAAUUAACUCAUAUCUCCGUCAAAAAGGCGUAUGGGCCCAAACCAACUUGGGGUUUUUCACUGCUGACUAUUCCCUACAUGAUGAAAAUAGUCUGAGUCGAAAAGCUUUUAAUCACCUCGAGAGGUUCCCUAGUUAGAGGAAUCCUGACACCAGCAAAUAUCUAUCUUUCGGAUACAUCAGAUUAGUUUGUUGUUCCAUUGCCCAUCCACUUUAGUGCAAAACUGCGAGACAGGUGUCUCGUCGAAACAGUCAAGAACUAAUGAACAAAAUGUUAUGAAAGUUAGAUUUUAUUCUCAAUUUAAAACUGAACCGUUCUGGGUUGCGAAGACAGUUACAAUUUCACUCUGACAAAUCGAUUCCUCUAUUACCGAUAUCCUUGAGUUCUAGAGAUCCUUAUCAAAAGACAAGCAAAACGUCACCAAAGGACGUUUUUGUACUAAACAAAACUAUGAGGUGCGUUUUGACAAUGCAACUCACAAGGAAAAGAUGUGACGAGCUUACUGCCACUGUUAAGCGACACCUACACAAGUGAGUCAUGCAUUAGCCGGCGAUCAAGAGCGAUUACGCAGAGAUGUAGGCAUAGUAACAAGUAGCGAAAUGACGUCCAACGCACACUUGGGUAAAGCAGGAUGGUAACGAUGAUGAAUGCAUACUAGAAAUGAUUCAGAUCGAUAAUUGAAUAUAACAAAAUUUCUUGUUAAAAGCGUUUAUCUCGAAAAUAUAUCCGCCGGCUCAGCGUUGCGCACCGGGAGGGAGGAAUGAUUGACUGUAGCGUCACUCUUAUCACUACAGUCAGUGCUUUGUCCACGAACUAAUCACACUUUCUCUAUCUGAUCAUAGAUAAACAGAUGUAGCGAGUAAAACUGAUAGUAAAUUCCCGUUUGACAAUCCUACGGUUACUGACAAUAAUAAGAAAAAAUUGAAAUUCUCCCUCAGCAGUCCCAAAUGCACACGUCACAGCUGUAUAAGUUGAGAAAAUAAAUAUGACAAUGAGUAACAUACUAAACAUGCGUAUUUGGUUUGAAGAAUUUUCUAGAAAAAUUUGUUUAAUCAGGGAAGAUGAUCAAAACUCUUCCAGAAUAUAAAAUCAAUAAUCAAACCAUCUUGCAAGAGCAAUAUGAUGAAAAUUAUGAGCCAACGUCGGAAGAAAUCAAAGAGUAUGCAGUUUAUAUCGGCAUUGAUCCUGAGAAGGAACCUCAUUUGAUGUGGUUAGCGAAAGAAGGUAUUAUGAAGCCACUGCCAUCUGGUUGGAAACCAUGUCAAGAUGAAAAUGAAGAAUUGUACUAUUUUAAUUUCGAUACUGGGAAAUCAUCUUGGGAUCAUCCAUGUGAUGAAAUAUAUAAAGGAAGAGUACAAGAAGAAAGGAAAAAGGAAGAAUUGAGAAAAGCCAACAAUCGUCCAAAUUCCUUCAACAUGCCAUUGCAAGACACAAUAAAUCAGAGUAAUCUGAGAGGCACUCUAAAUCAGACAACAUCGACAAUCAGCGAUUUGUUUAUUGAUGGAAAAAGAACUGGUUCGCACCCAUUAUCAACAACAAUACCGACAGUGAGAAGCGGAAGACCUUUUGAUGCUCGCUAUGUCAAUUCAGAUCCAGAAGAGGUAAACGACGAGGAUAUCGAUAGUGAUGAAGAAGAAGAAACAAGUAGUGAUGAUUUUCGAAAAAACCUUGAUUUUGGUAUUGAUCCACAAUUAUCUGAAAGAAUUGAACGAAAAGAAAAGGAACAUGGUUCUAGUUUGACAAUUGAUUCACAAGAAAGAACGGCUCAAGCUCCGGAUGAUAAGAACAUCGAGUAUGUAAAACCAGUGAUUAACAAAUCGUCGCAACUGGUUAAUAGUGAUGAUGACAUGAAAAAUAAACAUUAUGACGAUGAUUUUGAUGAAUUUGAUAAUGAAAACGAUGAUCGAGCAAAGCGAGCGAAAUUAGCUGCUCAAGCCGCAGAAAGAAGAUUUAUAUCAACAAAUCAGCAAUCAUCAAAUAAUAAUUUGAAUGACACAUCGACUGAUUUAAUAACACCUCGAACACCAAAUGAUCACAAGAACAAUAUUGAUUUAGAAACAUUGAAAGCUCGUCUUGACUCGGCAGCUGAAGAAGAUAAAUUAGAAUUGUUAGAAAACAAUCGUUUAUAUCUAGCCAAAAUGAAAGCUGAUCUACAAAAAACAAAAGAACAUGAAGAAAAAAUAUUACGAGAUCAAAUGAAGACUAACCUAGCCUUAAUUGAAACAAAUAUUCGUGAUAAUAUUGCUCGCGAAAAGAAACUAUUGGAAACUCGUAAACAAAAUGAAUUAAAUCAAAUAAAACAAAGUAUUGAACGAGAAAGAGAUGAAUUACAGAAAAAACUUCGGCAUAAUAUGCAAAUGGAGUUGAAUAAUGAACAACAAAAUAGUACUAAUAGUCAAAUACGAACAUUACAAGAAAAAUUGAAUCGAGAAAAACAUGAAUAUGACGAGAAAGAUGAAUUUUGUUCAACACUACAACGUAAUAUUAAAGAAUUACGUAAUGAAAAUGAGAUAUUAGACCAGAAAAUUCGAGAAUUAGAGGAGAAUUAUCAUAAUACACGUUCUUCUAUUAAUACAGAACAAAUACAAACAAAAUCUUCAAAAAAACAAGAGAGAAAAGAACCAAUAAGAUACAAUAACAAUGAUGAGAAUGAUGAUGACGAUUCAGAACACGAAAUGCAACAAGCAGAAGAUGAUGAUUUAAAUUUGAGUGAUAGUGAUAGUGAUGUGGUCAGUAUGGAACGUACUCUUAAAGAAUUACGAACGAAUAAACUCGAAUAUAUUGAACGCUUAACAUUGUCACCUACGCCUAAUCAACAACAGAAACAAUCAUCGUUAAGUAAUACUCUAGAUAUGGAUGCUAUUCGUUUAGCCAAAGAGUUGUUGGCACGGCAUAAAACAUUUGUAACACAGAAUAAAACUAUCUUCGAUCAAACAUCAAUAAAUAACGAUCCAAAUCGAGAAACAUUAUCAAAUAUUAUGACAAAUGUCUCAACACAACUAAAUGAUAUUGUAACAACAGAUGGACAUAAAACAAAUUAUUUAAACGGAAUUGAUCUUGCACAAUUAUCAGUGAACGAUGUAAAUCCUGUUGUGGAAAAUUUACGUACAAUAAAUAAAAAUCUUAACCGUGUCUAUGAUCUAAUUGAACAACAGAAGUCUCGUCACUUAUUAUCAUCACUACCGCAUGAAUUAUUAACAACAACUGGCACGUUAACUGGUUCUAUGACAUCGUCCAAUGUGGAUAGUCUUCUUGAGAAUCGUUGGACACAAAUGUUUGGUACAUCACGACCAUAUUCAACCACGGAACGUUUAAGAUUUGGUUUACCAUCAACCACAUCUCUGUCAAAUGUUCGUACAUUAACAUCGUCAAUACAAAAUAAUUCCAAAUUACAAACAUCGACAUCAUCACCAUUAAUACAAACACGCUUAAAUGAUCAUCGACAAUAUAUUGAACAAUUCAAACCUCAAACAAGUCUAGUUACAAGAGAAGCGAUUAUUAAAGCAGCAAAGGCCGUGUUUGAGCCCGGUGUUGUUGAGAAAACAAUUAAAAAGUCUUAA
This is a messenger RNA of Didymodactylos carnosus, 3919 nucleotides long. NCBI's taxonomy places the organism in Eukaryota, Metazoa, Rotifera, Eurotatoria, Philodinida, Philodinidae. The record is from the annotation of a GenBank genome assembly.